GGACAAUCACAGUUUUAAGUGUACUCAGUAACUAACUGAGAAUGCCUUCACCUUUGGAAACUACUCCGAGAAGUCCACUUUUAUUACAUAUGAACACCUUUCGGAUGUUGUCAGGAUAUUACACAGGGAAGUUAACUUCAUAAUUCCUGUGUAGAAAUUCACCCAGAGACAACAGGCAUUUUAUUUCAAACGGAGCCAAUUCUAUGUGUGUCAUUGUCCCACAAACGGAGCCAAUUCUAUGUGUGUCAUUGUCCCACAAACGGAGCCAAUUCUAUGUGUGUCAUUGUCCCACAAACGGAGCCAAUUCUAUGUGUGUCAUUGUCCCACAAACGGAGCCAAUUCUAUGUGUGUCAUUGUCCCACAAACGGAGCCAUUCUAUGUGUGUCAUUGUCCCACAAACGGAGCCAAUUCUAUGUGUGUCAUUGUCCCACAAACGGAGCCAAUUCUAUGUGUGUCAUUGUCCCACAAAUGGAGCCAAUUCUAUGUGUGUCAUUGUCCCAUGAAUAAGGCAUGGCAAUGCUUUCAUCAGGUCAUGAACAGGACUGUUGAUGACGUGUGUUUCAUCAAACAGUGAACCCGACAUUGCUUUGCAAUCAGUUUAUUAUCAACAAUGAUCCUAAGGCUUUAUGAGGCAUUGGGAGGUAUCAAAGAGUGCAUUGGGAGGUAUCCAAAGAGUGCAUUGGGAGGUAUCAAACAGUACAUUGGGAGGUAUCAAAGAGUACAUUGGGAGGUAUCAAAGAGUGUAUUGGAAGGUAUCAAACAGUACAUUGGGAGGUAUCAAAGAGUACAUUGGGAGGUAUCAAAGAGUACAUUGGGAGGUAUCAAACAGUACAUUAGGAGGUAUCAAACAGUACAUUGGGAGGUAUCAAAGAGUGUAUUGGAAGGUAUCAAACAGUACAUUGGGAGGUAUCAAAGAGUACAUUGGGAGGUAUCAAAGAGUACAUUGGGAGGUAUCAAACAGUACAUUAGGAGGUAUCAAACAGUACAUUGGGAGGUAUCAAACAGUACAUUGGGAGGUAUCAAAGAGUACAUUGGGAGGUAUCAAAGAGUGUAUUGGGAGGUAUCAAACAGUACAUUGGGAGGUAUCAAAGAGUACAUUGGGAGGUAUCAAACAGUACAUUGGGAGGUAUCAAAGAGUACAUUGGGAGGUAUCAAAGAGUGUAUUGGGAGGUAUCAAACAGUACAUUGGGAGGUAUCAAAGAGUGUAUUGGGAGGUAUCAAACAGUACAUUGGGAGGUAUCAAAGAGUACAUUGGGAGGUAUCAAAGAGUGUAUUGGAAGGUAUCAAACAGUACAUUGGGAGGUAUCAAAGAGUACAUUGGGAGGUAUCAAAGAGUGUAUUGGGAGGUAUCAAACAGUACAUUGGGAGGUAUCAAAGAGUACAUUGGGAGGUAUCAAAGAGUGUAUUGGAAGGUAUCAAACAGUACAUUGGGAGGUAUCAAAGAGUACAUUGGGAGGUAUCAAAGAGUGUAUUGGGAGGUAUCAAAGAGUACAUUGGGAGGUAUCAAAGAGUACAUUGGGAGGUAUCAAAGAGUACAUUGGGAGGUAUCAAAGAGUACAUUGGGAGGUAUCAAAGAGUGUAUUGGAAGGUAUCAAAGAGUGUAUUGGAAGGUAUCAAACAGUACAUUGGGAGGUAUCAAAGAGUGUAUUGGGAGGUAUCAAAGAGUACAUUGGGAGGUAUCAAAGAGUGUAUUGGGAGGUAUCAAACAGUACAUUGGGAGGUAUCAAACAGUACAUUGGGAGGUAUCAAACAGUACAUUGAGAGGUAUCAAACAGUACAUUGGGAGGUAUCAAACAGUACAUUGGGAGGUAUCAAACAGUACAUUGGGAGGUAUCAAAGAGUACAUUGGGAGGUAUCAAACAGUACAUUGGGAGGUAUCAAACAGUACAUUGGGAGGUAUCAAAGAGUACAUUGGGAGGUAUCAAAGAGUACAUUGGGAGGUAUCAAAGAGUACAUUGGGAGGUAUCAAAGAGUGUAUUGGGAGGGAUCAAACAGUACAUUGGGAGGUAUCAAACAGUACAUUGGGAGGUAUCAAAGAGUGUAUUGGGAGGUAUCAAACAGUACAUUGGGAGGUAUCAAACAGUACAUUGGGAGGUAUCAAACAGUACAUUGAGAGGUAUCAAAGAGAACAUUGGGAGGGAUCAAACAGUACAUUGGGAGGUAUCAAACAGUACAUUGGGAGGUAUCAAACAGUACAUUGGGAGGUAUCAAAGAGUACAUUGGGAGGUAUCAAAGAGUGUAUUGGGAGGUAUCAAACAGUACAUUGGGAGGUAUCAAAGAGUACAUUGGGAGGUAUCAAAGAGUGUAUUGGGAGGUAUCAAACAGUACAUUGGGAGGUAUCAAAGAGUACAUUUAGCAGCUCGUGUACUUUUAAAAUAGUUUCCUUGCUCUGUGAGCAUCAUGUAGCACAGUAUACAUAGACCACAGUUAAUUUGAUGUGGUUACAUUAACUGAGCUAGUAUUCAUCAGGCUAUAAACAGGGUGCAAAUCAUGAUGUUCAUUUCUCCAUGAAAGGGCAUAUUUGUGUGUUCACAGAACCAUAUGAAUUAGGAAGCAACAUAGUCUGAUACAUCAAUCAAUGACAAAUGCAAUCUGUUCAGUUUUGUCAUUUGACCAGGUGAUGGAAACAGAUGUGAUGAGCAGAGAAUUGUUGAUCAAAAAAUUUUAUUUUACAUAAAAGAUGAAAAAAUAAGUUUUAUGAUAUUUCUGUUUUAGUUUAUAUAAUUAUAUACACAUCUGGUACCAAUAAGAUUAACAUAUACAUCCCUUACUAUAUGGAACGUCAAAAAUUGACAACACUACAAUUAUAUUGUAUUCAUCCUGUAAUAAGCCCAGGGGACCAACUCUUGAACUUAAAUUUGGGGGAGGGGCUUAUGGAUUUUUAGCCCACCAUCAUCAGAUGGUGGGCUAUUCAAAUCGCCCUGCGUCCGUGGUCCGUGGUCCGUCCGUCCAUCCCUCCGUCCGU
Molecule: messenger RNA, 2965 nt
Organism: Pecten maximus
Lineage: Eukaryota; Metazoa; Mollusca; Bivalvia; Pectinida; Pectinidae
Exons: 5
Coding region: 611-2113 (500 amino acids)
Source: RefSeq, a predicted model, not a curated record